This is a messenger RNA of Cuscuta europaea, 2353 nucleotides long. The record is from the annotation of a GenBank genome assembly. NCBI's taxonomy places the organism in Eukaryota, Viridiplantae, Streptophyta, Magnoliopsida, Solanales, Convolvulaceae.
CUUAUAUCAGCAAACUACCCCUAGAGUGCGGGAGCCACCCGCCACACUGUCACAAGAACGGCCCAUUUUAAUGGCGGAACUCUUUCACUCAGCUAAAGAAUCACCAGUUAACGCCGCCGGGGACCAUUUGAACAUGGAGCCUUCAAACUGACGCUGCUUCGUCUGCAUUUUUUCGUCGGGAAGUUUGACUUUCACAAUGUCCCCUUCACUCUCUUCUCUGCGUACACGUCUAGCCGUGCUUGGCUUACUCUCCGCCACAACCAUCUACCUCUUCUACAAGUCUCGCCCCCACAUUCGGCACCUCCGCAACCGCCUCAAAGCCCUUACAGGACUUCCCGCCCGAAACCCUAACCAUAACUCUAGAGGCAAAAUAUUCUAUCUCUCUGAAACUGGCACUUCGAGAGCCCUAGCUCAUCGUCUUCACGCCUUCCUAGCCCUAAGUGAUCUGCCGUUCGACCUCAUUGAUCCUAAAGACUAUGAGCCGGAGGAUCUGCACACAGAAAGUCUAUUUUUGAUUGUAGCUUCCACCUGGGAAGACGGGAAGCCUCCUGCAAAUGGUAGAUUUCUAGGGAAUUGGUUGACCGAGAGCUCUGAUGACUUUAGGGUUGGAUCAUUAUUGCUCAGCAAUUGCAAGUUCGCAAUCUUUGGUGUUGGCAGUAGAUCUUAUGGUGAAACUUUCAAUGCUGUUGCUAGAGAUUUCUCUAAAAGAUUGAGAAAACUUGGGGCAGGGGAGGUUUUGGAGGUGUGCCAGGGGGAUGUAGACGAGGGGAAUUUGAAUGAUGCAUUUGAUGGUUGGUGUAAGAGGAUGGCAAUGAUUUUGAAAGGUAACUGUGGACAGUAUUUUUCUAAAAGUGGUGCUAUUGAGGAGAGUGAUGGUGAGGUUAGUGAGGAUGAUGACGAAUAUGACAGUGAGGUAGAAGAACAUGGUGAGGACAAGGGGGUUGUUGAUAUUGAGGAUAUUGCUGGUAAAACAACUGACGCUACUAAGGCUAAUAAUGGGAAGGUGAAUGGUGAAAUAUUAAACAGGGAGAAAGAAAUGGUCACUCCCGUCAUUCGGGCUAGUUUGGAGAAGCAGGGGUACAAAAUAAUAGGUUCACAUAGCGGUGUGAAAAUUUGUAGAUGGACAAAAUCACAGCUUCGAGGGAGAGGAGGCUGUUACAAGCAUUCCUUUUAUGGCAUUGAGAGCCACAGGUGCAUGGAGACAACCCCUAGCUUAGCAUGUGCCAACAAGUGUGUUUUCUGUUGGAGACAUCAUACGAACCCUGUAGGGAAAAGCUGGCGGUGGAAGAUGGAUGAUCCUUUGCAGAUUGUGGAAACUGCAAUAGAGUUGCACACGAAAAUGAUAAAACAAAUGAAAGGAGUUCCAGGGGUAAAAUCAGAUCGCUUGGCCGAGGGCCUUUCUCCUCGGCAUUGCGCAUUAUCACUUGUUGGUGAACCUAUUAUGUAUCCAGAGAUAAACUCACUUGUAGAUGAAUUGCACCGUAGGCGCAUUUCAACUUUUUUAGUAACCAAUGCACAGUUCCCUGAAAGAAUUAUGAUGCUAAAACCAGUCACACAGUUGUAUGUUAGUGUUGAUGCAGCCACAAAGGAUAGUUUGAAAGCAAUUGAUAGACCACUAUUCGGAGAUUUCUGGGAGCGAUUUGUUGAUUCCUUGAAAGCUCUUAAGGAAAAGCAACAACGGACUGUGUACAGGUUGACACUAGUUAAAGGGUGGAACACAGAAGAUGUAGACGCCUACUCUAACCUCUUCAGCGUUGGAAAUCCUGAUUUCAUCGAAAUCAAAGGCGUCACUUACUGUGGAACGUCUGCUACAUCAAAGUUGACAAUGGAAAAUGUGCCAUGGCAUAAGGAUGUGAAGGAGUUUUCAGAAGCGCUGGCGAAGAAAAGCAAGGGGGAGUAUGAAGUUGCAUGUGAGCAUGUGCAUUCUUGCUGUGUUCUACUAGCAAAAGUCGACCAGUUUAAGAUCAACGGCCAGUGGUUCACGUGGAUAGACUAUGACAAGUUUCACGAUCUGGUCGCUUUGGGAAAGCCAUUUAGCAGUAGAGAUUACAUGGCUCCCACACCAUCAUGGGCCGUGUAUGGAGCUCAAGAAGGCGGUUUUGAUCCUGACCAGUCUCGUUUCAAGAAAGAGAGACAUCACAACAGAUCUACUCCUAGCUGAGAACCAUUUUACUUUUACUUCCCUUUAGCAUUUCUUAAAUAGCAUUACUUCCUCAAUCCCUGAAAGGUUUGCCAUUUUACUUGCCAAUGGCUCUUUUUAUUUUCUGAUUUUGUGUCGUUUUCUAAUCAUAUUCAAAUUUUCUUAUUGCUGUUAGAUAAAACUUGUAGUAUAUAUAGUUUAUAAAAGUGUGUA